ACAGAACCGUGCUGAAUCCUCAUCUACCACAAUGAGCAACAAAUUCGUAGGCACCUGGAAACUUGCCUCCAGUGAGCGCUUUGAUGAUUACAUGAAAGCUCUGGGUGUGGGGUUAGCCACCAGGAAACUGGGAAAUUUGGCCAAACCUAAUGUGAUCAUCAGCAAGAAAGGGGAUAUCAUAACUAUACGAACUGAAAGUACCUUUAAAAAUACAGAGAUCUCCUUCAAGCUAGGCCAGGAAUUUGAAGAAACCACAGCUGACAACAGGAAAGCCAAGAGCAUUGUAACUCUGGAGAGAGGCACACUGAAGCAAGUACAGAAAUGGGAUGGCAAAGAGACAACCAUAAAAAGAAAGUUGGUGGAUGGGAAAAUGGUAGUGGAAAAGUGGAACUACGCUGAUAACAAGGAAGACCAAGUAAUCAUUUCAGCAGAUAGGGUGUCAGUAGCCCAAGCCAUCCUUGAGCUUGGUGUCCUCCUGCCCCAGCCUCCACAGGGAUCACAGGGUAUGCCGCUGCUCCUAGGCUCUCAAGUGGUUCCAGCCUACAGAGUGUAA
Molecule: messenger RNA, 553 nt
Organism: Tupaia belangeri chinensis (Chinese tree shrew)
Lineage: Eukaryota; Metazoa; Chordata; Mammalia; Scandentia; Tupaiidae
Product: myelin P2 protein
Exons: 5
Coding region: 32-553 (173 amino acids)
Molecular function (GO): lipid binding
Source: RefSeq, a predicted model, not a curated record